Molecule: messenger RNA, 1530 nt
Organism: Rotaria socialis
Lineage: Eukaryota; Metazoa; Rotifera; Eurotatoria; Philodinida; Philodinidae
Source: the annotation of a GenBank genome assembly
AUGUCAUCACCAUUUACGUCUUUGAAUAAAUAUCGUAAAUUACCUGUUUCAAAAAAUCCCAUCAUGCCAGCUAAUGACACUUUGUAUGAUGAAAAUGCUCCAUCAAUACCACAAGCAGGAAGAUCCAAUGUUUAUCGAUAUUCACACGAAGAUACUCAAUUAUUAAAUGAAGUUACCACACGUAUGGCUAUGGAUAACAUUAAAACAAGUAGAACCAUGAAUGAUUCUCGAAUUCGAGCUCCGACCGAUUUAGAUCUUCUUCAACUGACUAUGAAUCGUAUGCAAAAAGCUGAAUCAGAUGUUCGCUAUUUGACCAGUGAAGUAAAAGACAAGACACAACGUGUUGCUGUCCUCGAAGAAAAAGUUCAUCUGUACGAAAAAGCAUUACAUCAUCAGCAUGAUGAGUCGUACAAAAUACAAACUCUCGAAAAGAAAUGUAUUCGUUUGCAAUCAAUUAUUGAUCGUAUGGAGGAUCUUCUAAUUGAACGUGGUCUUGAAGUUAUCGGUGAACUCAAUGAGCCAGAUAAUGUAAAUAUUUUAACUUUUGAUGAAGCUGAUCGUGCUGAGCACGAACAACACCAAGAACGCUCAACACUCAUAUCUACACCGUUGACUUGGCGACCUGAAGAAUCCAUUCCAAAAAUAUUACUCAUUGAUUUCAACAGUAUUAUUGAAAAUAUUCGUGAACUUAACGUAUUAGCAGGUGAAAGUGAAGUACAUUUUGAACUACAGAAUACUGAUAGUCAACGACAUAUUUCAACAUUAAAACGUAUUGAACCAAUCAGUCUAAUACUCUAUGCAAAUGGAAUUUUCUUAUUUAAUGGUCCUUUUCGAUCAUACACUGAACCUUCUACUCAACAAUUUAUUCGCGAUGUACAAGAUGGAUAUUUCCCAUCAGAAUUACAAGAACGUUUUCCUGAUGGAAUACCUUUUAAUGUGUCUGAUAAACGUGAUAUAUAUUUUACUGAUGAACGUAAACAAAAAGUAUUUCAGGGUGAAGGUUAUGUUCUGCAUGAUAGCCGUGUAGUUUUUAAUAAUCAAAAUGACGAUCAUCAACCGCCAAUACCUCAAGGUGCAAGAAUUGAAUCUAAUGAUCAGAGACCAAAAAUACCUUUGAAUCAAUUGCUCAAUCGUCUUCCGAGAAGCGUUAUCAAGAAUGGUCAAGUAAUUGAUAUUCGUCAAAAUAUUGAACAACACUUCGUUGGUAAACAAGAAUCAACAUCUCGAUGUGAAAGUGCAACAAGUGAAUAUAAAACUGACGUUGAUAAUAAUGUUCCGUUCAGUACACUCCGUAUUCGUUCGCAUGAUGGUCAACAAACUUAUGUCAUAAAAAUGAAAAUAACAUGUACUAUAAAAAAUGUCAAACAAACCAUUGCCAAGAAAAAAAAACUAUUAUUUGAUUUUGAUUUGUUUGCAAUGGGUACAAAAUUAUUCUUUACAGAUGAAAGUCAAACGCUUGAACAAUGUGGAUUAGUACCGAACGCAACUCUAGGUAUUCGAGAAAUAAAACAUAAUACUGUGAAAAAAUAG